Molecule: messenger RNA, 6719 nt
Organism: Colossoma macropomum (tambaqui)
Lineage: Eukaryota; Metazoa; Chordata; Actinopteri; Characiformes; Serrasalmidae
Product: receptor-type tyrosine-protein phosphatase delta-like
Exons: 46
Coding region: 676-6498 (1940 amino acids)
Biological process (GO): protein dephosphorylation
Molecular function (GO): protein binding; protein tyrosine phosphatase activity
Source: RefSeq, a predicted model, not a curated record
UCUCUCUCUCUCCACUUUUCCUCAUCUCUCCGUCUCGGCUCGCUUCGCUUCCGUCGGCUCGAGCGACCAAACCGGAGCAGGUAGCUCGCGCGUGUGUCUGCCUUCCUCGUGCGCGACCGUUAUUUUUUUGUGUGUUUGGACUAAGAGAGCAGAGCUGCUCGUGGCUGGAGUGAGGAAAGAGGACACACUCCUCUGGAUUUCCCGCCGAUUUGCUUUCCUCGCGCUUGGUCAUCGUGGUUCUCCUGCUUUCUGUCCGGAUCUGUUAUGUGACCAAGAGCAUCGGGAAAGGGAAAUUCGGAGGAGGAGUUGUAUUCUUUCGUUCCUCUGGUCAGGGCAGCUCAUCCAUCCUGUCGUCCUUAAACUGUUGUUCUCUGUAACAAUCGCACCCUGCUGAGGCAGGUGUAGUGCGUGCGUGUGUGUGUGAGAGAGAGAGAGUUGAAUGUCACCAUGAAACCCACUUGACCUGCUCAGAGGAGUCUCCACUGGUUCUCCUGAGAUGUAAACUGCAGAAUGAACCUUUGGAGAAGGUCUCAGAGGAGAACAUGUUCCAUUGACUUUCACAUCUACAACCUCAAGCUCCUCAGUUGUUGGGAUCAUUUCUGAGCUUUGAAAGGUUGUGAUUGGUCUGUAGGAGACUCCAGCACUCUGAGUGUGUGUGUGGGUUUGUGCUGCAGCAUGUCGUCCCAAACGAUGCCACACACACCACCAACCCUGCUACUGCUGACCACACUGCUGCUGCUCACACAUGCAGAGAUUCCACCAAAGUUUUUAAGGACGCCCAAUGACCAGACGGGCGUGCAGGGCGGCGUCGCCUCCUUUAUCUGCCAGGCCACGGGCGACCCGCGACCCAAGAUUGUGUGGAACAAGAAGGGGAAGAGAGUGAGCAACCAGAGAUUUGAGGUGAUAGAGUUUGACGACGGCUCUGGAUCCGUCCUGAGAAUCCAGCCUUUGCGAACUCCGCGGGACGAAGCCAUUUAUGAAUGCGUGGCCUCCAACACUGUUGGAGAGAUUAGUGCCACCACACGCCUCACUGUUUUACGUGAGGACCAGUUGCCCCCUGGUUUUCCCACUAUAGACAUGGGUCCCCAGCUGAAGGUAGUAGAGCGUACUCGUACAGCCACCAUGCUGUGUGCAGCCAGCGGCAACCCGGACCCGGACAUCUCCUGGUUCAAAGACUUCCUCCCCGUUAAUACCAGCAACAACAACGGACGAAUCAAACAGCUCCGAUCAGAGUCCUUUGGUGGUACGCCAAUAAGAGGAGCGCUGCAGAUCGAACAGAGUGAGGAGUCGGACCAGGGGAAGUACGAAUGCGUUGCAACGAAUAACGACGGCACCCGCUACUCAGCGCCGGCUAACCUAUAUGUACGAGAGCUGCGAGAAGUUCGUCGGGUUCCCCCACGCUUCUCCAUCCCACCCACGGAUAGCGAGAUAAUGCCAGGGGGCAGCGUAAACAUCACCUGCGUGGCUGUGGGGUCACCCAUGCCCUACGUAAAGUGGAUGCUGGGGUCGGAGGACCUGACCCCGGAGGACGACAUGCCAAUCGGCCGAAACGUGCUGGAGCUGACUGAUGUCCGCCAGUCAGCCAACUACACGUGUGUUGCCAUGUCGACACUGGGUGUCAUCGAAGCGGUGGCACAGAUUACGGUCAAAGCUCUACCGAAACCACCAGGAAUUCCUGUGGUAACAGAACGCACGGCAACAAGCAUCACCCUCACAUGGGAUUCUGGGAAUCCGGAGCCAGUUUCAUAUUACAUCAUUCAGCACAAGUCAAAAUACUCCGAAGACUCUUAUAAAGAAAUUGAUGGUGUAGCUACUACACGCUACAGUGUCGGUGGCUUGAGUCCAUACUCCGAUUAUGAAUUCCGUGUGGUUGCAGUGAACAAUAUUGGCCGCGGGCCUGCUAGCGAAGCUAUUGAAGCUAAAACGGCUGAACAGGCUCCUAGUACUGCCCCUCGACAGGUCAGAGGUCGGAUGCUAAGUGCUACGACAGCUAUCAUCCACUGGGAAGAACCUGAAGAAGCUAAUGGACAGAUAAUGGGCUACAGGGUCUAUUACACAAUGGAUCCCAACCAGCACGUCAACCAGUGGGAAAAACAGAUUGUUCGGAAUGCUAACUUCCUCACCAUCCAGGGACUGACCCCUAAUAAAACAUACUACAUCAAAGUUUUGGCCUAUACGUCUGUAGGAGAUGGACCUCUGUCAGCAGACCUGCAGAUUAUAGCCAAGACUGGAGUCCCAUCCCAACCAACGGACUUUAAAGCUGAAGCCAAAUCUGAGACCAGCAUCUUGCUGUCGUGGGUCGCUCCUCCGCAGAGUGGGCCGGACAAUCAAAUCACCGGAUAUGAACUGCUUUACAAGAGGAAAGAUGAGAAGGAGGAGAAACGUGUUAGUUUUGAGUCCACCACCACCUACCUUCUGAAAGACCUGAGGCCCUUCACCACCUACACCUUCCAGCUGGCUGCCCGCAGCAGACACGGAAUUGGCGCUUACACCAACGAAAUCUCAGCCGAAACGCCGCAGACACAGCCCUCUGCACCGCCUCAGGAAGUCACAUGUUCUAGCCCAAGUUCCACCAAUAUUCUGGUAAGUUGGAAGCCGCCACCUGUGGAGCUUCAAAACGGGAUCAUUACCAAAUACACAAUUCAGUACGUCGCCACAGAAGGAGAGGACACAUCUUUACAGCAGAUUUCGGAAAUUCCUCCGGAAAAUUCCCAGUACCUCUUGGAAAACUUGGAAAAAUGGACGGAAUAUCGCAUCACAGUGACUGCCCAUACGGAUGUCGGACCUGGGCCUGAAAGCUUGCCACAGCUCAUCCGAACAGAGGAGGAUGUGCCCAGUGGCCCGCCUCGUAAAGUCGAGGUGGAGGCUGUCAACUCCUCAUCUGUUAAAGUGCUGUGGCGAUCGCCGGUGCCCAACAGACAACACGGGCAAAUUCGCGGCUACCAGGUGCAUUAUGUCAGGAUGUUUAAUGGGGAACCGAUGGGCCAUCCUGUCAUCAAGGACAUCCUGAUUGAUGAUGCUCAGUGGGAGUAUGAUGAUUCGACUGAAUAUGAAAUGGUCCUGACCGAUUUGCAGGCAGAAACCACAUACUCAGUUACAGUGGCUGCCUACACCACAAAGGGUGACGGAGCUCGCAGUAAACCAAAGCUGGUCACCACCAUGGGUGCAGUCCCAGAGAAACCUCGUCUUAUGGUCAGUCCCACUAACAUGGGCACGGCCUUGCUGCAGUGGCACCCUCCCCCGAAUACUCACGGCCCACUCCAGGGCUACCGGCUCCGCUUCGGACGCAAAGAUGUGGAGCCUCUGACAGUCAUAGAGUUCCCAGAACGUGAGAACCACUACACUACCAAAGAAAUCCACAAAGGAGCGUCCUAUACUUUCCGCCUCUCAGCACGCAACAAGGUGGGCUUUGGUGAGGAAACGGUUAAGGAGAUCACUACGGCCGAGGACACGCCCUCCGGUUUCCCACAAGGCAUUGUGGCCGAAAGUGCCACCACCACGACCAUUCAGGUCAGCUGGCAGCCCGUAUUGCUAGCAGAGCGUAACGGAGUCAUUAUCAAGUACGCCCUUCAGUACAAAGACAUCAACAGUCCCCGGAGUCCCUCCGAACUCUUCAUCGCUGCCCCAGAGUCCACCGUAAUCCUGGACGGCCUUAAAGCAGACACUACUUACGAUAUCAAAAUGUGUGCCUUCACCAGCAAGGGUCCUGGGCCUUAUAGCCCUAGCAUCCAGUUCAGAACACAACCUCUGGAUCAAGCAGUGUUUGCAAAAAAUUUUCACGUGAAAGCUGCCAUGAAGACCUCUGUGCUGCUGACCUGGGAGAUUCCAGACAACUACAACCCUGCGCAACCGUUCACAAUCCUGUAUGAUAAUGGCCAAAGCGUAGAGGUGGAUGGGAAACUGACCCAGAAGCUGAUUACCAACCUGCAACCAGAGACGCAGUACUCUUUCCUCCUGACCAACCGAGGAAACAGCGCCGGUGGUCUGCAGCACCGUGUUUCCACCAUGACUGCCCCAGACAUCCUGCGCACCAAACCCUACUUGAUUGGCAAGACCAACUCCGACGGCAUGGUCACAGUGCAGCUGCCCUCUGUGCAGACCACAGAGAAAGUCAAGGGAUACUACAUUGUUGUUGUCCCUCUGAAGAAACAGCGGACAGGGAAGUUCGCCAAACCCUGGGACAGUCCAGAUGAGAUGAACCUGGAGGAGCUUUUGAAGGAGAUAAACCGGACGAGUGGCGUUUUGCGGUUCCGGAGACAGGUCGAGCCUAAGCCAUACAUUGCUGCGUAUUUUAAAGAGUUGCCCACGGAGUUCACCCUGGGAGACACCAAGAUGUACGGAGACUUCGAAAACAAGCAGCUCCUUAACGGACAUGAAUACAUCUUCUUCGUUCUGGCCGUGCUGGAGAUCUCUGAAAACACUAUGUACGCUACCAGUCCCUACUCUGACCCGGUGGUGUCUGCUGAUAUUGACCCCCAGCCCAUCAUCGAUGAAGAAGAGGGCCUCAUUUGGGUUGUGGGCCCUGUUCUGGCUGUAGUCUUCAUCAUCUGCAUAGUCAUCGCUAUCCUCCUGUACAAGAGCAAACCAGACAGGAAACGAGCAGAGUCAGAGGCGAGGAAAGGCAGUCUGCCCAACAGCAAAGAGAUGCCUUCCCAUCAUCCCACUGAUCCGGUGGAGCUGCGCAGACUCAAUUUCCAAACCCCUGGUCCUGGAGCCUCCGGUUACCCCAGUAACCUCCAUCUGUCAAGCAUGGCCAGCCACCCGCCCAUCCCGAUCAUGGACCUAGCAGACCAUCUGGAGAGACUGAAAGCGAACGACAACCUGAAGUUCUCACAGGAAUAUGAGUCUAUUGAUCCAGGCCAGCAGUUUACAUGGGAACACUCAAACCUGGAAGUAAAUAAAGCCAAGAACCGGUAUGCUAACGUCAUCGCCUACGACCAUUCACGGGUGCUGCUUUCCGGCAUUGACGGUAUUCCUGGUAGUGACUACAUCAACGCGAACUACAUCGAUGGCUACCGAAAGCAGAAUGCGUACAUAGCAACACAGGGCUCUCUGCCGGAGACGUUUGGGGAUUUCUGGAGGAUGGUGUGGGAGCAGCGCAGUGCCAACAUCGUCAUGAUGACCAAACUGGAGGAGCGCUCCAGGGUGAAGUGUGACCAGUACUGGCCCACCAGAGGAACAGAAACGUACGGACUGAUCCAGGUGACGCUGCUGGACACGGUGGAGCUGGCCACAUACUGCGUCAGGACGUUUGCACUCUAUAAAAACGGCUCCAGUGAGAAGAGAGAAGUGAGGCAGUUCCAGUUUACCGCCUGGCCUGAUCAUGGGGUCCCUGAGCACCCCACCCCAUUUCUGGCCUUUCUACGACGGGUCAAAGCCUGCAAUCCACCAGACGCUGGACCCAUGGUGGUCCACUGCAGUGCUGGUGUGGGCCGGACUGGCUGUUUCAUCGUGAUCGAUGCCAUGCUGGAGCGGAUCAAGCACGAGAAGACAGUGGAUAUCUACGGCCAUGUGACGCUAAUGCGCGCACAGAGGAACUACAUGGUCCAGACGGAGGAUCAGUAUGUCUUCAUCCACGACGCUCUGCUGGAGGCGGUCACCUGCGGCAACACGGAGGUCCCUGCCCGCAACCUUUACGCCUACAUCCAGAAACUCACACAGAUCGAGACAGGAGAGAACGUCACGGGCAUGGAGCUGGAGUUUAAGCGUUUGGCCAAUACGAAAGCCCACACCUCACGCUUCAUUAGUGCCAAUCUGCCCUGCAACAAGUUCAAGAACCGCCUGGUGAACAUCAUGCCGUAUGAAUCCACACGUGUAUGUCUUCAGCCAAUCAGAGGAGUGGAGGGAUCCGACUACAUCAACGCCAGCUUCAUAGACGGGUACAGGCAACAGAAAGCUUACAUUGCAACGCAGGGACCUCUAGCAGAGACCACAGAAGAUUUCUGGAGGAUGCUGUGGGAGCACAACUCCACCAUUGUGGUCAUGCUGACCAAGCUCAGAGAGAUGGGCAGAGAAAAAUGCCACCAGUACUGGCCAGCAGAGCGGUCAGCCCGGUACCAGUAUUUUGUAGUGGACCCAAUGGCCGAGUAUAAUAUGCCUCAGUACAUCCUUCGAGAGUUCAAAGUCACGGAUGCCAGGGACGGCCAGUCUCGGACAGUCAGGCAGUUCCAGUUCACGGACUGGCCGGAGCAGGGAGUGCCCAAAUCGGGAGAGGGGUUCAUCGACUUCAUCGGACAGGUGCAUAAAACGAAAGAGCAGUUUGGUCAGGACGGGCCCAUCUCGGUACACUGCAGUGCGGGUGUUGGUAGAACUGGCGUGUUUAUCACUCUCAGUAUUGUUCUGGAGAGGAUGCGCUACGAGGGAGUGGUGGACAUCUUCCAGACAGUGAAGAUGCUGAGGACACAGCGGCCGGCCAUGGUCCAGACGGAGGAUCAGUACCAGUUCUGCUACCGAGCAGGCUUGGAGUAUCUUGGGAGUUUUGAUCACUAUGCAACGUAAAGAGUCCUCUUCCCCUCGAGGAAUGCGGAAGGCCCUUGGACAUCCAGAGGUCAUUUCUUCUGAGCCAUAAAAAUUCCUGCUUGUGAAAAGUACUUCUUAAACUCCUAGUCCAAGACUUUGAUUAAUUUGUUGGGUGUGAAAAAAAAACAAUAAAUAACAGUAUGACACAAAAAAAGAAAAUGAAACGGAAGACAAAAAAUUCCAUGUGGACCAAGACAAAA